AUGGUCUCCUUCAACCCCCUCUCCCUUUUCAAAUCCUCCAAGGAUGAACAAGCCAACUCAAACCCAACCUUCGACCCAAACACACUCACCAUGGUGCAACCGGGGAGUCCCAACGGGCCAUCCAUGAACGCCAACAGCAACGCGAACGGCGUUGUUUCCGAACAGCCUGUGCGCCAGGAGCAGAUGGACACAGGAAAUGAUAUGCACCUGCGAGGUGGUGGCGGUGGUGGGUUCUGCUGCGGGAUUUGCGCCGGUCUUGCCUGCUUCGAGUGCUGUGAGAUUUGCUGCUAG
This is a messenger RNA of Aspergillus puulaauensis, 291 nucleotides long. RefSeq lists its product as uncharacterized. Lineage: Eukaryota; Fungi; Ascomycota; Eurotiomycetes; Eurotiales; Aspergillaceae. The transcript is spliced from 2 exons. The record is from RefSeq and is a predicted model, not a curated record. Bases 1 to 291 code for a protein of 96 amino acids.